Molecule: messenger RNA, 1981 nt
Organism: Branchiostoma belcheri (Belcher's lancelet)
Lineage: Eukaryota; Metazoa; Chordata; Leptocardii; Amphioxiformes; Branchiostomatidae
Exons: 5
Coding region: 180-1211 (343 amino acids)
Source: RefSeq, a predicted model, not a curated record
UCCGGGUCGGCAUAAAGAAAACAAACAAGUCGGACUUGCUGAACUGUCAAAAAAAGUAGCUCUUAUUAGGCCAAAUGUAGCUCAAGACCGAGAGGGGAGGCGCAACCUUGCUCCAAUCUCAUUCUUUUAUCUAGGAUGAUCCUUUCACUUACGAUAGAUUCAUCCAUUGACAGACAGCCAUGAAUGACAUCAAUAACCCCCCCUAUGCCCUACCUGUUGCCUUCAAUGUGGGACUGGUGGAGAACCAGCAGGUGGGCGUGGCACCACACCUGCCAAUCAGAACCAUCUCUGGCCUGAUGAUCUCCUGGAUGACACCUGCACUGAUGGAUUACAUUCACAAGAAAACAAGUGCCCCUGUGGCCUCCAAGCCACCCAACCAGCAGAGACAAGAGGAGGUGGUGGUGAGGGACAGCUUCGGUGCCAGGUACAACCUGCCUGUCAGACUGGUGCAGGAGACAACUGUGGUGCAGAGGAGCAUGCAGGGAACACAGCAUCAUGCCCACACCCAACAGCAAGUGUCAAACCUUGGUGCUGACCCCAAGUCACACGUUUCAGGAGUUACAAGGGACAGAGGAAGGGUGGCUACUGCAGAUCAUCCUUCUGUCAAUCAGUCAGAACAACCUGCACCAAAGUGGCAGCCAAGUCCUGCAGACAUGGAGACCAGUAAAGCAGUCACCGGAGCUGACCAUAGUGCAGACUCAAAAGUCGUCACAGAGAAAAGCAGCCCACAUGACAGGAUGGAAACACUUGGAAAGGAACAGCUGAAGCCAGCAUGGCAGACAACUUCUGAUCAAGGCAGUAAGGUACAGGAGGAGUGGUACAGGCUGCAGCAGGACCGAUCAGCAUUUGAGUACGACAAGCAGUAUGAGAGGGACAAACUGUCCACCCUGCAACAACAGGUGGACAGGGACAGGCAGAAGGUAACAGACAGCAGACAGUUACAACAGGACCUGGAGCAGCAGAGGCAGCUGCUGUCUCAGGAGAAGGACAUCAUAGCCACUGACAAACACCAGCUGGAGAUCCAGUGGAGGCAGCUGGCUCAGCAUAAGCAGGACCUUGCAGCAGACCGUGAGGACAUGGAAACAGAGAAGGAGCAGCUGCGCAGGGAGUGGCUGCUGCUGAGUGAGGAGCAGAACUUCAGACAAGACAGCAGCAAGAGGAAAUACCUCCACUUUAUCCGUUUGAAACAUCUCCGCAUGUUUAAAAUAUAAAGUAUCCCUUCACAACAUGCCCCAAAGCUGUGAGCAGAUUCUUCCCAGGCAAUGUAUAAUAACUUCAGAGAAAAAAGGAAGCAGCAAGUCAUUGCAGUUAUGUGAAUGGCUGCUAGAGGGCAUCUAUGUUACAUUCUAUGACACUCUGCCUUUUCAGUUUGAUGGGGGCACAACUAAAUCCAGGGCAUACAGGCUACAAAACAUCUUUUUUUUUUAAUUCGCAUACAUUUCCUAAAAUGGCACAAACCUUUUACUUCUGAAGGAAUAUUGGAAUGCUUCUUGCUGCUGAGAUAUCCCUGUCAUUUCUUGGAUUGAUCUGAGACUUAUUUAUAGUGUGACUAUGGAACCUUCCUUUUUAUAAAUUGUCAUUAGCUGGAAAACUCUUAAAUUAGGCCUUCCAGUAGUUAGGACUGCUGUACCUUGUUAACUUUCUCCUGCAUUUCUUGAAUUGUGACUAUUAUCUUGAUUAUAAGUAACUUUGAAACUUUGUACUUUAAAUAUGAAUAUUAUGAAUGAAAAAAAGAUGAUACAAAUAAUUAAAAAAACACAGUUGUGAAAAUUAUAUACAUUUUGUUUACAAGUGCUUUGCAUCUUUUCUUGCACCUCAUAUUGUGGUGGACAGGUACAAUGCAUUGGUGAUGUACAAACCUGAUUUAUAUAAUAAAAAACUAAAUACAACACUCUUUGUGACACACUGUGUUUGUACGUUGCAAAUUCCUGUUUCAGUCUCAAUAUUAUCAUUACAGUUUAUACCAAUUGUGCAGACUAUA